Kwoniella mangroviensis CBS 8507 is the source of this 2817-nucleotide messenger RNA. RefSeq lists its product as uncharacterized. The coding region runs from base 1 to 2817 and encodes 938 amino acids. Lineage: Eukaryota; Fungi; Basidiomycota; Tremellomycetes; Tremellales; Cryptococcaceae. Gene Ontology annotation, biological process: protein phosphorylation. The transcript is spliced from 14 exons. Gene Ontology annotation, molecular function: ATP binding; protein kinase activity. The record is from RefSeq and is a predicted model, not a curated record.
AUGUUCGCAGCAGCUUCCAACUUAUUCAACAAAUCAUCCUACCUAUCCGCAUACAAUGUCCAGACCUCCUCCUCCUCCGCUUCUGCGGGUCCUUCUCCAAACUCAUCUUCAAGUCACUUACCACUCCCCUCUUCUCCCAUACCUGGCUCUUCUUCUUCUUCUUCUACUGCGGCAGGUGCAGGCACACAGGUAAAAUCGUUCAAUGUGGGAUUAUGGAAAGUCCUCGGCGGGUCGCACAAGACUACGGGAAAGGAAGUUAGUGUAUGGAUAUUUGAAAAAAGGGUGUUGGAUGGAGUCAAACCUUCUGUUAGCUUUGGGGGGAUGGGUGGGAAGGAUUGGGUCGUUGAGCAGUUGAAGAAGGAGGCCUCAGCACUUUCACGGCUCCGUCAUCCCGAUAUUCUCCACAUGGUCGAACCACUCGAAGAGUCCCGAUCAGAGUUGACAUUCAUCACUGAACGAGUGACCGCCUCUCUUUCGUCCCUGUUCGCCUCGGCAUCGUCAGCGAGUAAAACCAACCGAGGAGGUAGACCCCCUACAGCAGAAAUAGGUGAUCAAGUAGAUUUGGACGAGGUGGAAAUUCAGAAAGGGACAUUACAAAUCGCUAAAGCUCUUGGAUUCUUGCAUGAGAAGGGAAGAGACGUGCAUUUGAAUCUCGGUCCAGAAAGUGUCAUCAUAAAUGCAAAGGGCGACUGGAAAUUAUCUGGUUUAUCAUUUAUGACACCCCUCAAUCAACCUGAUGGAUCGCCUACGAAAUACGUAUAUCCAGAGGUAGAUGCGAGAUUACCUCCUCAGGUACAAUGGAAAUUGGAUUAUCUAGCACCUGAAUACGCCCUUGAUUCUCAAUUGACACCUUCAUCGGACCUAUAUUCACUCGGAUGUUUGCUAUUUGCUGUACAUAUGGGUGGUAAACCCCCUUUCCAGAAUAGAGGUUCGAUGCAGAGUCUUCGCCAGAAUGCCGAAGGGUCUUUGGUGAGGAGGGAAUGGAUGAGUGGAAGUAAAUGGGAGAGAUGUAGCUCUGAACUGCGAGAUCUUCUACCUCGACUGCUCACUCGACAACCUUCAACCAGGAUAUCACUCGCCUCUCUACCUUCGCACCCGUUCUUCUCUUCUUUAGCUAUUUCCACUUUGAACUUCUUGGAUCCUACUACGUUCGCUUCUAAACCCCGUGAAGAGAAGGCGACUUUCUUGAGGGGCUUAGUAAGGGUGUUACCAACGUUCUCAGAGAGAUUGAGGAAAGGAAAGGUAUUGCCUAGUCUACUAGAGGAGAUGAAAGAUCCAUAUCUUCUGCCAUUCAUCUUGCCGAACGUUUUUGAGAUUUCGAAAGGACUGAAUAAAGAUGAAUUUGCGAAUGUACUACCCAAAUUACAGCCCUUGUUCGCUCUUAAGGAUCCGCCUCAGAAUAUGCUCACUCUGCUGGAACACCUAUCAUUGUUCGAAGAGAAGACGACUCCCCCAGUAUUCAGAGAGAAUGUCAUGCCGUUGAUAUACAACUCACUCGAAUGUGAACAUCUGCCGGUACAGGAAAAAGUGCUCAAGACUGUUCCUCAUCUGUGUGAGAUUUUGGAUUAUGGUACUGUUCAGAAUGUUUUACUUGUCAAAGUAGCUAUACUGUUCACGAGAACUAGGAUCUUAUCAGUCAAAGUCCAAACUUUGGAAUGUUUCACUUCGAUGGUCAAGACGCUUGAUAAAGCUACUUUGACCACCAAGUUGGUUCCGCUCUUAGCUAAGAUCAAGACAAAGGAACCUGCUGUGAUGAUGGCCACAUUGGCGGUACACGAAGCGAUGGGAGCGAAAGUAGAUCGUGAAGCUAUUGCGACAUUGGUCUUACCGCAGUUAUGGGCGAUGUCGAUGGGUCCUUUACUGAAUGCCGAUCAAUUCACUAAAUUCAUGACUGUGGUCAAGACUCUCGGAGCCAGAGUCGAGCAAGAACACUCUCAGCACUUACGAGAUGUACAUCGCAUAGAAGCUCAAACAGCUUCUCUUGCCGCUCAAAACUCUUUCUCUCUCAAUGGAAGUAAUUCAAACCUCGGUGGUGGAGCAGGAGGUGAGAUGGAUUUCGAGACUCUCGUUAGGGGAGGUUUAGGUUCAGCCGCUCCUUCGCCAAAUCCUGUAUUCUCCAAUACGGUUGGAGCGACCGAUCCGUGGGAUGACGAAGGUUGGUUGAACGGUGAUACCGAUAAUGCAGGUGUGGGUGCAUUGUCAAACACUUUCCCAACUUUAUCGGUGAACAACACUGGAUCUUCCAUACUCAAUUCGCCUAAUUUAUCAUCCGCGACCAGACAAAGUAGUAAUCAUGGUGUAGGAUCAUCCAGAUUGAAAGCUCGUCCUGUCCCUUCAUCAACAUUCAACUCAUCCGCCUUUGGAUCUCCAUCCCCUACCAUCCAAUCACCGCCUACCCUUCCUCCUUCCAUACCUGCCCCUUCAUCAUCGUCUUUCACACCUUUACAACCUAUGAAAUCACCUUCUCUUACUCCUCAGAACAGAUUCUCCCCUUCGAUCAAUAACGGUAGUGGUAACAGUAAUGGACCAAAUUACAAUAUCUCACUGACGCCUCAACCCUUGCAACCUCAAUCGCAAUCGCAAAAUCCACUAUCAUUCAUGUCUUCCCCUUCUUUAUCUCAGCAGAACCAUCAGCAGCAGCAGCAGCUCUCUUAUCAGCCACAGCCUGCUCUUCAGCCUACAGUAAAGCCACCUCCGGGUUGGUCACCUGGUCUGAUGCAGCCUUCCUCAGCACCGAAAGCGGUAUGGGGCAAGAGUGCGAAUGCAGGAGGAAGUGGGGGGAAUUCAGAUUGGGGUGAUUUUGAUCCGUUGAAAUGA